AUGUCCUACUUGACCCGUAUCUCGACCUUCCCUUACCCUCCGCGGCCGUUGCCUAGACAUUGUGCACAAGCUCGUCCUCUGCCGCCGGCAGAUGCGGAUGCCCGAGUGGUUGCGAGAGAAGCUGGCCAAAACCUCGACGCCCUUCAAACGCUCAUGUUUAGGUAUUCGCUCGAUUCUUCUACCGAGUACUUCUGCGGCGCUUCAGUUGAGUCUCAGCUCAGGGAGCGACAUCGUGAAAUGAAAACCAAAACCGAGGACGAGAUCGACUUUGCAUCGGCCCUGGACCGCGCAAUGGAGGGCCUCGCCACCAGAGGACAGUUCUUCGAAUGCGGCCCAUACAUCUGGCCCAGGGGUUUUCAGAAAGCCUUCCAAGACUGCCACGUCUUCGUAGACAAGUACGUAGCCCGACGACUGGACAACGGUUUCACUGUCACAGCCGAAAAACAGGCAUUUACCGAGGCAAAUGAGGAAAAAGGGAGAUACAUCUUUUUGGACGCGUUGGCCGAAGACUUCCCCGACACCGUCGAGCUUCGGUACCAAAUUCUGGGCGUGCUGUUCGCCGGCCGCGACAUCACGGCCUCACUCAUUAGUUGGGUGUUUUACGACAUCUUUUGUCGUGUGUGGCGGGACGUGGAAUAA
Pyricularia pennisetigena is the source of this 639-nucleotide messenger RNA. RefSeq lists its product as uncharacterized. Gene Ontology annotation, molecular function: iron ion binding; monooxygenase activity; oxidoreductase activity, acting on paired donors, with incorporation or reduction of molecular oxygen. Lineage: Eukaryota; Fungi; Ascomycota; Sordariomycetes; Magnaporthales; Pyriculariaceae. The coding region runs from base 1 to 639 and encodes 212 amino acids. The record is from RefSeq and is a predicted model, not a curated record. The transcript is spliced from 2 exons.